This is a messenger RNA of Saccostrea echinata, 1492 nucleotides long. Its product is annotated as spidroin-2-like. The record is from RefSeq and is a predicted model, not a curated record. Bases 109 to 1452 code for a protein of 447 amino acids. Lineage: Eukaryota; Metazoa; Mollusca; Bivalvia; Ostreida; Ostreidae. The transcript is spliced from 2 exons.
CAACAGUAAGAGGGUGUGGCUACGAUAUAAAAUCCAUUUCAAAAGAACAAAAUCUUUUGUCCACUUCUGCGAGAAAUCCCACAUUUGCCAGGGCACCGGACGACCAAUAUGCGGUUCUGCGUGCUACUUCUCCUUGCCGCGUCAGUUUUCGGUAACCCUCCUAGGGUUAUCGACCUUGGUACAAGGUUUGUUCCCGGAUACCAAAACCAAUACUCUGAGCUAGUGGCCAGAAUACUUCGAUCUAGGGGACUUCGAGUUUACUCGGUGUACGACAUCGCUGCUCUCAGGCGAUCAUCCCUCUCUCAAGGAGGUGUAUACUUUGGAGAUUCCCCUAUUGGAUCUGGUCUAGACAGCACCUUUGUUCGAAGUUCAACGCUGCCUGGUGGAUCGAGCUUAACCUAUCAAGAGCUAUACAGUGGUCCUGAUUAUGAUGGGCCAUUUGCUGCACCAGUAGGACCAGAUUAUGUUGUACCUGCUGGAUUACGACCCGCUUUUGUUGGACCUGCUGGGUCUGGCCCCAAUGUAGCUGCACCACCUGGAUACCCGCGUGAUCUAGACAGCACAUUUGUUAGAAGCUCUACCUCAGGUAUAGGACCAAGUAUUGGUUACGAAGAAUUAUACCGAGGUGUUGAUGUAAGUGGUCCAUCCGCUGCACCCAUACCUUUUGAUUCUGGAUCCGAUAUCGGACCAGUGGAUGGACCUGGGUUAGGGCCAGCAGGACCAGGUGGACCACUUGGAUCAAAUGGACCAGGAUCCGGUGAUUUUUCGUUGCCAACAGAACUGGUUGGUAGUGGUUCCGGCCUUUCAGGAGGUGGUUCAUUAGCCGCCGGCCUUUCAGGAGGUGGUUCAUUACCCGUCGGCCCUUCAAGUUCAGCAGCCGCCGGCCUUUCAGAUUCGGACGCUGGAUCGGAUUUUUUCCCAACUUCCUCAUCGUCCAGGGUUGGUAAUCUCGUACCUUAUUCAGGGUUUUCAUCCUCCACCACUGCUUAUAGUGAUUUUCCAGGACCCUACACGAGCGGCUAUUCAGACAUAUUAGACGAAUAUAACCCUCUCCGAAGUGGCGGGAGUUCAGUAUACCGGGAGAGAUUUUACGACAGCGGACCCAGAUUUGGUGGCGAUUUCUCCGAUGUCGGAUCGGUCGCAGGGGAAACUGGCUUCGGAUCCUUGUCCGGCAGUUCAAGCUUAGAUUACCUUCGUGGCUCCGGCAGUUCAGGCUUAGAUUACCUCGAAUCAGGGGAUUAUAUUCCCGGGUUCAGUUCCGCAUCAGUUUUAAGACGAACCACAGGCUUUCCUUCCUCAUAUUCCUUCCGGAGGACGUAUCGUUUUCCCCGUACAUAUUACGGACCACAAGUUACCACAGUCAGGCGACAAUAUUCCAGCCCCGGAUAUAGUUAUAGAUUUUCCACUUACGGAGGACUAGAUGGAGGACGUGAAUAUAAACCGGUCUUCUAGACAGUCCGGUGUAAGGUAAAUAUAAAACCGAAUAUCAAUC